Molecule: messenger RNA, 2429 nt
Organism: Ceratitis capitata (Mediterranean fruit fly)
Lineage: Eukaryota; Metazoa; Arthropoda; Insecta; Diptera; Tephritidae
Gene: ras
Product: inosine-5'-monophosphate dehydrogenase
Exons: 5
Coding region: 152-1753 (533 amino acids)
Biological process (GO): GTP biosynthetic process
Cellular component (GO): cytoplasm
Molecular function (GO): IMP dehydrogenase activity
Source: RefSeq, a predicted model, not a curated record
AGAUAUACUAAUUGCCAAUUGUUUUUUUUACAUACAUAUAUACAGAAGCAUUUAACCUGUAUAGCUCUCGACAAUUGACUUAUACCUUCAAUUAAUUAGUGCCAAAAACCUUUUAUAUUUUUACCACGCAAUAAUAUAAUUAAUUCUAACAAUGGCAACAAAAACAUCAACUAAUAAUUUAGCCACCAAUGGCUUUGAUGAUGAAAGUGUAAAAAUUGUAUCAGCCGGGGCAAAUGGAAAUGAAUUGCAGGAUGGCUUGUCAUGUCACGAACUAUUCGUCAAUAGUGAUGGUUUAACAUACAAUGACUUUCUUAUCCUGCCAGGCUAUAUCGAUUUUGCCGCUGAGGAAGUAGAUCUCAGUUCACCAUUAACAAAGAAAAUUACGUUGCGUGCGCCACUUGUUUCAUCGCCUAUGGACACUGUUACUGAGUCGGACAUGGCCAUAGCAAUGGCGCUUUGUGGUGGUAUCGGCAUCAUUCAUCACAAUUGUACGCCAGAAUAUCAAGCAAAUGAAGUACACAAAGUGAAGAAGUACAAACAUGGCUUUAUACGUGAUCCCUCCGUUAUGUCGCCUGAGAAUACCGUGGGUGAUGUGUUGGAGGCACGUCGCAAAAAUGGUUUUACCGGUUAUCCCAUCACUGCAAAUGGUAAACUGGGUGGACGUUUGCUGGGUAUUGUAACAUCACGCGAUAUUGAUUUUCGUGAAAAUCAGCCUGAAAUCAAAUUGGGCACAAUAAUGACCACCGAAUUAAUUACGGCACCGAAUGGCAUAACACUGCCCAUGGCUAAUGCCAUUUUAGAGAAAAGUAAGAAAGGCAAAUUGCCAAUCGUUAAUGAGAAUGGCGAGCUUGUUGCAUUAAUUGCACGUACCGAUUUGAAGAAGGCACGUUCAUAUCCGAAUGCUUCAAAGGAUAGUAACAAGCAAUUAUUGGUAGGCGCUGCAAUUGGUACACGACCAGAAGAUAAGGAGCGCCUUAAAUUGUUGGUAGAGAAUGGUGUUGAUGUUAUAGUUUUGGAUUCAUCGCAAGGCAAUUCAAUAUACCAAAUUGAAAUGAUUAAAUUUAUUAAAAAUACAUAUACAGAGCUUCAAGUAAUUGGCGGCAAUGUGGUGACACGUGCUCAGGCAAAGAAUUUAAUCGAUGCUGGUGUAGAUGGUUUGCGUGUGGGCAUGGGUUCCGGUUCGAUAUGUAUAACACAAGAGGUUAUGGCAUGUGGUUGUCCUCAGGCAACUGCUGUCUAUCAAGUUUCCACAUACUCCAAACAAUUCGGCGUGCCCGUUAUUGCCGAUGGUGGCAUACAAUCGAUUGGACACAUUGUCAAAGCUUUAUCUUUGGGCGCUAGUGCCGUUAUGAUGGGUUCACUCUUGGCUGGCACAUCUGAAGCGCCAGGUGAUUAUUUCUUUUCAGAUGGUGUACGUUUAAAGAAAUAUCGCGGUAUGGGCUCAUUGGAGGCGAUGGAACGGCGUGAUGCAAAAGGCGCUGCAAUGUCACGUUAUUAUCAUACGGAAAUGGAUCGCACCAAGGUGGCACAGGGCGUGAGUGGUAGCAUCGUUGAUAAGGGUUCAGUUUUACGUUACCUACCAUAUUUGGAAUGUGGUCUGCAGCACAGCUGCCAAGAUAUUGGCGCACGCACAGUUAGUGAAUUGAGAGCUAUGAUUUACAAUGGCAAGUUGCGUUUCAUGAAGCGCACACAUUCCGCACAGUUGGAGGGUAAUGUACAUGGUUUAUUUUCCUAUGAGAAACGUCUCUUCUAACAGCCAGCUAUAACUGGUACACGUACUGAUAAAGCGUUAAUUGCAAAUAAUGCGCGCAGUGGUGGCAUAACGGCAUAUAUGCAACGUAAUGGAACGUUUGAAGGCGGUACAGCGGUUGCGCUUAAUACAUUUAAUAGAGCUACAGACAUGGGAAGAGAGCAGCGACGUUAGUAACAAUAUCUAUAUGUAUAUAUCUAUAUACUUAUAUAACUUAUAUUAAAAAUAAUAUAUAUACAUACUAUAUUAAAAACUAAUGCAUUAAAUUACGUCAAGUACCUAGAAAGAAAAGUAAAUUUCAAUUAUAAAUAUAUUUGCACGUAUGUACGUCGCUAGAAAAAUUAGCUUCUUGCUUGCUUCAGUACUUAAUUAGAGUUGAAAAAAAAAAAACAACAACAAAAAAUUAGUAGUUAUUGUUAUAAGAUAUAAUUUUACAAAUGUCAAGUCUGUGCUUUUGUUUUGAUUUUAAUGCAAGCUUUUGAUAUGAAAAAAAUGUUGAAAUUGGUUAGAGCCAACUUAUUUGUCUAUUGUAUGUAAAGUAUGCACACAUUAUUUAUUUAAUAAGAUAUAUUAUUUAUAAAUAUUCGGUUUAAUUGUAGAACAUUUUUUUUUAUUAAGUUCAUACGUAAAUGCAGGUUAUGCACGUUAAAAAAAAACGCCUAGAAAUUGUUAAAAAAAA